AUGGCCUCCACAUUGAAAGCCCUGGCCAUGAAAAGAUUCGUACCUCGUUACUUUGACAUUGGGGUCAAUUUUACAGAUCCGAUGUUCCAUGGCCACUAUAAUGGCAAACCUCAUCACGAUCUGGAUCUUUCUCUAGUGCUUGAGCGCGCCAGGCUCUUCAACGUUGAGAAAAUCCUCGCUACUGGAUCUACUUUAGAAGAAUCUCGUCGAACUAUGGAGAUGUGUCGUAAUCAUCAGGGAUUCCUUUAUUCUACCGUAGGGGUCCAUCCGUGCAGUGUCACCGAAUUCAUCGACAAUCCAGAACUGCAUCUUCAACAACUUCGAGAGCUUGCCCUUGAAGGCAAACAAUUGGGGAUCGUCAAGGCUUUUGGGGAGAUUGGCUUAGAUUAUGAUCGAUUGCAUUAUGCUUCUGCAGAUUUACAACGAGAAUAUUUCAAAAAACAACUUGAUAUUGCUGUGGAUUGUGAUUUACCAUUGUUUUUGCACAUGAGGGCUGCUUGUGAUGAUUUCAUCAAGAUUAUUGAACCGUACCUUGCUUCUUCUUCUUCUUCGUCAUCCACUUCCAAUGGUAAAUUGACCCGUAAACACCAUGUGGUGCAUUCUUUUACCGGAACUUUGCCAGAACUUAAAAGACUCGUGGAAUUGGGGUUCUAUAUCAGUGUCAAUGGUUGUUCAUUGAAAACUGAGGAGAAUUUGCAAGUGGCGGCAGAAAUACCCUUGGAAAGAUUGAUGAUUGAAACUGAUGCUCCAUGGUGUGAAAUCCGUAAAAGUCAUGCCGGUUAUAAGUAUCUUACAGGGUAUCCUAAUGCGUAUUAUCCCGAAAUCGCGAUUGAAGAAGAUCAAGCCUCAUCAGAACAAACUGCUCAACAGAAACCAACCUCAAAGAAAAAAGCUGUCGUCCAACUUCAUGAUCAUUUACCUUUCCCAAAUAUCAAGAAGGAAAAGAUGGCGACGUUUGAGAUCCAACCAGAGGCACAAAUUGGGAUCAGGGCACCCCCAUUGAUCAAGUCCCGUAAUGAACCAGUGUUUGUGGGACUCGUUGCCGAGGUCAUGGCCAAAUUGAAACAGGUUGAACCAGAAGUAUUGAUUGAUAUAGCCUACAAAAACAGUGUUGAAGUAUUUGAUGUAUAUCCAGAUAGAAAGUGA
Messenger RNA from Saccharomycopsis crataegensis, 1146 nucleotides. Its product is annotated as 3'-5'-exodeoxyribonuclease. The record is from RefSeq and is a predicted model, not a curated record. The transcript has a single exon. Bases 1 to 1146 code for a protein of 381 amino acids. NCBI's taxonomy places the organism in Eukaryota, Fungi, Ascomycota, Saccharomycetes, Ascoideales, Saccharomycopsidaceae. Gene Ontology annotation, molecular function: 3'-5'-DNA exonuclease activity. Gene Ontology annotation, cellular component: cytosol.